UUUGUUCUAUGUGCUGCGGCAAAGAUUUUUUUUUUCAUCAUUCACUCCGUCUCAAUUGUGACAUAAUUUAUUUUGGAAUUUUGCAACUUGAGAUUCAUCAAAUUUCUAAUUUCUAAAUCCAAGUUAAAAAGUGAAAAAAAACAAUAGAAUCGUAUGUGGUUCUAUUCAAACAAAUUAUCUUACUUUCUACGUUUGAUUUGUCAAGAUUCUGUGUGCUUAUUUGUUUGUGAAUGUGUUCGGAAAUUUUAAAUGGUCAGAUCAAAUUCGUCAACGACGACGACAGGCGCCAAAAAUUUAAAAAAUAGCAAUUCAAAUCAAAAUAUAUCAUCAUCGAACAAAACAAAGAAUGAUGAAUCUAAUAUUAAAACCAAUAUUAAUAAUAAUAACGACAGUAAUAAGAAAUCCGAAAUGGUUGCCCUAACUUCAUCACCGAAUAAUAAUAAUGGUCAUUCGGUGACAAAAUCAUCAUCGUCAACAAAUGGAACAAAUAAUAAACGGUCUAGCAGUUGCAGUAAUAAAAAUCUGAUCAAUGACAGUCAUCGUAAUAAUAAUACGUCGACACCAUCACCACAGACAACAUCAUCAUCUCGAAAUGAUACAGAAGAUGAGGAUACUUCAACAACGACGAAUCAAAAUUCAUCAGACAUUUUACCGCAAAUCGGGGAAUAUUUUAUGGUUAAAUCGAAAACCGAUGGUGCCUGGCAUUCAGCGCAAAUAAUCGAAAUUCGUAAACGUGACCAUUAUACAAGAAAAAAGUAUGCCUGCAAUACAAGUGGCAACGAUGGCCAAGUUGUCAUGGAUGAUGAUCCAAAUUUUGAUUAUGAAUUUUAUGUUCAUUAUGAUGGUUUCAAUCGACGUUUGGAUGAAUGGGUACCGCGAUCGGCAAUUAAUUUCAAUCAAAAAUGUGUGGUCAAUAAUAAUGAAUCAAAGGAUUCGUUCGCCGAUGUUUCGGUUUCGGAUCCAAAUGUUAAAAAAUUGACAAGGAAUCAAAAGCGCAAACACGAUGAAAUUAAUCAUGUUCAGAAAACUUAUGCUGAAAUGGAUCCUACUACGGCUGCUUUGGAACGAGAACAUGAAGAGAUUACCAAAGUUAAAUAUAUUGAUAGAAUACAAUUUGGCCGUUAUGAAAUUGAUGCUUGGUAUUUUUCACCAUACCCUGAAGAAUAUGGAAAACAAUCGAAAUUAUGGAUCUGUGAAUUCUGUCUCAAGUAUAUGCGAUUUGAAGAAUCGUUUCGUAAACAUCAAUUAGAAUGUCGCGAACGACAACCACCAGGUAUUGAAAUUUACCGUAAAGGAACGAUUUCAGUGUAUGAAGUUGAUGGUUAUGGAAAAUCGAAAAUUUAUUGUCAAAAUCUAUGUUUAUUGGCCAAAUUGUUUCUCGAUCACAAGACUUUGUUUUUUGAUGUCGAGCCAUUUUUAUUCUAUGUACUGACCGAAGUGGAUAAAGAAGGUGCACAUAUAGUGGGGUAUUUUUCAAAAGAAAAAGAAUCUGCUGAAGGGAACAAUCUGGCUUGUAUAUUAACAUUACCGCCAUUUCAGCGAAAAGGCUAUGGGAGAUUUUUGAUUGCAUUCAGCUAUGAAUUAUCCAAAAUCGAAAUGGUACUUGGUUCACCAGAAAAGCCAUUAUCCGAUUUAGGAAAAUUAAGUUAUCGAAGUUAUUGGUCAUGGGUAUUGUUGGAAAUUUUACGCGAUUUUAAGACAAACAUAACGAUUCGUGAUCUUUCACAUAUGACAUCGAUUACAAGUACAGAUAUAAUUACAACAUUACAGACAUUAAAUCUAGUUAAAUAUUGGAAAGGCCAACAUGUUAUAUGUGUCACUCCCAAACUAGUUGAAGAACAUCUUAAAAGUGAGCAGUUUAAAAAACCACGUUUGAAUGUCGAUGUAUCGGCAUUGCGAUGGAGGCCACCGAAAAGGCUACAGAGAAUAAAUAAAAAAUGAAAACUUUGAAAAAAAUCCUCAUCAGCAUUGCCAUCGCCAAUCAAUAUGAUUAUUCAAAGAAAGAAAAUUCUCUUAGAAAGUCCGGAUCCUUCUUUUUUCCUGUAUUUUGUUUUUUUUUACUAUCAAAUCAUCAACACAUUAUUCCGCCAUUUCAACAACCAUACGCCACUAUAUUGUCAGGGGAAAACAAAAGAAAAAUUUCCUUUUCUAUUACUUUGAUAUAUUUUAAUUGUAUUUAAACAAAAAUAAAUAAAAUAAAAAUAAAAAUAUACUAUUUUCGGCGCCUAA
Molecule: messenger RNA, 2229 nt
Organism: Dermatophagoides farinae (American house dust mite)
Lineage: Eukaryota; Metazoa; Arthropoda; Arachnida; Sarcoptiformes; Pyroglyphidae
Product: histone acetyltransferase KAT8
Biological process (GO): regulation of DNA-templated transcription
Cellular component (GO): NSL complex; NuA4 histone acetyltransferase complex; MSL complex
Molecular function (GO): histone H4K16 acetyltransferase activity
Source: RefSeq, a predicted model, not a curated record